GCAAAAAAAAGAAAAAGUUAAAUUCCCCGCGUUUCUAGGGUUAGGGUGGAGCGCUGCCGCCGGCCUCUUCCGAGCUCCGCCGACCCACCGCAGACGACUCUCCCGAGCGCCGUCGACCCACGUCCCUCCCGCGCGGCGCCGUUGGCUCCCGUCCCUCCCUCCUCCUGCACGGCGCCGUCGGCCCACGUCCCUCCCUCUCCCGCGCGGCGUCGCCGGGCUGUCUCUAACGCCCGCCGCCGGCCAGGCUUCUCUUCCGCCCGAAGACAGUGUCGCCGCCGCCGCCGUUUGUUGAAAGCACGAGCGCCAGCGCCGUUGUCUGCCCCACUAGAGGAUUUGUGCUUCUUUUUUCUUAUCUAUAAUGGAUAACAAGGGUAAAGUGAAAAAGGAAACAGAUGGCUCCCUUCCACCCCCUCGCAAGGGAGGGCUUAAAUUUGCACCCAAGGUUCGUCCUAAGAAACCUCCAAAGGUCAUCCCGAAAACGAAGCCGGCUGACGAAAGCAAGGAUGAAACCGUAGAUAAAGAAUUGCUGAUGAAACUCAAGACAUCGCAGAGCAUAGAUCCCUUUGCGAGAAAAGUUAAGAUCGAGAAAAAGGAAAUGCAUACGCAAGUUGCAUUUGGACAGGGGAACUCAUCAUAUGCAAGAUCAUUUCCUAUGCCAAGAACCUCAGCAGAUGGAUCAGCUUCUAAAUUACCAAAAGACUAUGUCGAGCCAUGGGACUAUUCUCACAGUAACUAUCCUGUUACUCUCCCACUGAGGAGACCCUAUUCUGGAGAUCCUGAAAUUCUUAAUGAAGAGGAGUUUGGAGAGUCUUCUUCCACCAGAGACCAAGAUGGUGAAUUAACCGCAGCAGAAGAACUUGGAUUAAUGGACCGGUCAGACGAACCACAACUGUUUUUCUUCCAAAUGCCUACAUCUCUUCCAUUACCAAAGCAACCAGACUCAGUUGCUGAGAAAGACACAGGCGCUGGGGCAGAUGCUAAACCUAAAAACACAGGCUCCAAGCUGACACAUAAAGAUCCAGUAACAAGACCAUCAUCACUCGUUGGCUCUAGGCUCAAAGAGCUUCCAGGAGGUUUCAUCGGCAAGAUACUUGUAUAUAAGAGCGGUAAAGUGAAGAUGAAGAUCAACGAUUUACUCUUUGAUGUCUCUCCGGGUUCAGAUUGCAAGUUUUCCCAGGAGGUUGCGGCAAUUAACACCAGAGAAAAGCACCUGUGCGCCCUGGGAGAGAUCAGCAAGCGUGCGGUUGUUACCCCGGACGUCGAUCAUCUGCUGGAUUCUUUGGACAAGAUGGAAGAAUAAGUCAGAUUAAAGUGUAUGAGAAAUAUGAUUAGUCUUUUUUUUUUCUCUCUAACCAUUGGCUAGUAAAAUUUGGUUAACCUCGUGGAAAUGCUCCUUCAAUGUAUGUUUCUAUGUUUGAGCUUUUCCCGGACAGGCCCAAAUUCAGGCCCAGUCUGCUUGAAACAGGCCCAUUCGACAGUGCAGCCAGCAAAGGCCGAUGAUGGCCCCUAGCAGCCUUCCUAGAAGCAAAAUUUGUGAUGCUAUGGUUUCAUUGUCCCUGUCUGGUCGUCAUUCGUCAAUUUGGAAAACAAUGCUCAAGGUACUGCUACAGAUGCAGCAGUGAGCUAGCAAAAUCAUAUUAUGUUAGAGUAUCAUUAUCUAGCAUGUCAAAAAUUUGUAAUAUACAUUAUACUAAUUAAAUGACAAGAGUAUCGUGGUUGAUACAUAAAGUUGGAUUCUUAGCCUGUAGUCAUUUCU
Molecule: messenger RNA, 1756 nt
Organism: Oryza brachyantha (malo sina)
Lineage: Eukaryota; Viridiplantae; Streptophyta; Magnoliopsida; Poales; Poaceae
Product: DNA-directed RNA polymerase III subunit rpc4
Exons: 11
Coding region: 359-1300 (313 amino acids)
Biological process (GO): transcription by RNA polymerase III
Cellular component (GO): RNA polymerase III complex
Molecular function (GO): DNA binding
Source: RefSeq, a predicted model, not a curated record